Messenger RNA from Polistes dominula (European paper wasp), 2680 nucleotides. RefSeq names its product cilia- and flagella-associated protein 70. Gene Ontology annotation, cellular component: motile cilium; extracellular exosome. Gene Ontology annotation, molecular function: protein binding. The record is from RefSeq and is a predicted model, not a curated record. Gene Ontology annotation, biological process: cilium movement; cilium assembly. Lineage: Eukaryota; Metazoa; Arthropoda; Insecta; Hymenoptera; Vespidae.
AUGAGGGCUGUAAUCAUUUCAAUAGAACAUAAUUCAAAUAUAUUAGGAGAAAGUAAUCCAAUUAAAAUCGAAGCUGGUAUCAAAGAACCAACACCAAUAUACGAUGUUAAUUUUUCAAUUAAAAUUCCAGUACUUUUGAACGAUCGAAAUAGCAUUGAUCUUAUCGUUUCCAUUCCAAUUUUAAUUAAUUUAUCGUACGUCAAACAAGAUGGAAAUGUUACAACUAAUGUUUUGAAUACAGAAAGAAAGAAAAAGGAAUUAACGAAAUCAUCUAAAACUGUUAUUGGAUUAUGCAACGUCGAUCUAAUGCCAAUUUUAUUAGGAGAGAAUUUAUUUACUGAAAAAUUAAUAUUGGAAACGAUGGAAUUUAAAUUUGAUGGUACUUCUUCGUCAUGGCCUAAUCUUCCAUAUUUAACAAUCAAAGUUAAACAACAAGAUGAAGAACAAUUCUUUCCUUCUGAUUUAAAAUAUAAUUUUGUAAACAUCACUGUAGAAAGUAUUUUUAAUCCACCAUCAUGGUUCACUGAUAAUCUCGUUUACAAAGCUGGCACUAUUAUUUAUGGUGAAGAAAACGAAGAAACGAAAAGGAUAAUACACGAUGGUGGUAAAUUGAUGAAUAAUCGAGAUAUAUGUAAAACAAAAUGUUGGAAUUGUUUGUUUCAUUUGCAAAGUCGUGCUAAAUUAUCAAAAUAUAAAAUUGAUUAUAAUUACAAUGAUGUAAAAAAUACUCUGGAUAAGGAACUUAAAUUACAGAACAUAGUUGAGAAUGAUGUAACAAGAAUUGAAUGGAAUUCUAUGAGUCGUCACAUUUUGUUCAAAGAUUCUAUUGAAAAAUUACGAAAUCAAUAUCAAUGUUACGUUGAUUUAAGCGAAUUAUUAUUUCCUGGAAGAAGAAAAACACGUAUUGCAUCGCAAUUGUAUACCUACAAUCCCAUAGAACUUAUGGAAAAAACUGGAUAUGAUAAAAAUAUUUUUUUAAUAGAUAAUAAUCAAACUAAAGAACCUAAAGAAAAAGAUAAACGUGGAAAAACUUCGACGAAAGAUACGUCAGUAGUAUCAGAAGCAGAAACAUUAACGGGUGAACCAGUAAUCACAAAAAACAAUGAACCAGUUUUUGUAAUAAUCGAAAUUGAAUUUAAUUGUCCCCUUGUUCCAUGUCGAUUAGCUAAAGAUUUUUCUAAUUUGAUUGAUGAAUUGAUAACACCGACAGAUAAGAAACCAUAUUAUCCAUAUUCCAUAAACGUUGUUGAAGAUCAAUAUGCAAAAUGUAUUGAAACAUUAUUUCAUGUUUUAACGGAAAGUUAUAGAGACGAGUUAACAUGUUUCGUUCAAUAUUUAUAUAAAACGGGAGUUUAUUUAUCCAUACGUAAUGCAUUGAAGACUAAAGUUAUUUUACUUUUAGAUCACAAAUUUCAAAUGCCAUCGUAUACUUUAGAUUCUUGCGAAGAACAGGAUUCGUCAAUGAUAUCUGAUUCAAAUCGAUUAUAUUUCUAUGCUGAAGAAGCUUAUGAAUUAGGCAACAUCGAUGAAGCUAGAAAAUAUUAUACUACUAUUAUCGAUCAAAUGAAAAAUAAUUCUGACGCGUGGAUCAAUUAUGCGAUAUUUUUAUUAAAAAUUGAAGAUACAGAACGUGCCGAGGAAUGUUGCCGUGAAGCUAUUUGUUUGAAUAAUCGUCACAAAAUAUCAUUAUUAGUUUAUGGAGCUAUUUUAAUGAAAAAAAGACUUUACCGAGAAGCAGAAAUAUUUUUUCGAAGUAUUACCAAUUUUUAUCCAAGAUUUGUCGAAGGAUGGAUGAUCUUACAUUUAUUUUACAUUCGUACCGAUUAUUAUUCAGGAAUAGAUGUCACGUUUCGAAUAGCCAAGGAAUGCAUGAAAGAUAAAGAUCAAGAUAUAUCAAUCAAUAAUCAAGAACCAUUUGCAUGGUCAAUGAUUCAUUGUCCACGAGAUAGCAUAUACACGAUGACAAUAACGUUUUUGCUUAAAUUGCAUCUCUAUGAUUUGGCAGGUAUUGCAUUAGCAGAAGAAAUGUCAUUAACUGGUAGAUCGACGCAUUUAUUAUAUUAUAUGGCAGUGGAACAUUAUCUCUUACACAGAUACGAAGAUGCAUUAUCUCAUUUAAAGGAAGCUCAAUGUCAAUAUGGAUUGGAUUACUCGAUAAGUUGUUUAAUGGGACAUUGUUAUUUUAAACAUGGUGAUUUGAAAGAAGCUAUAAAUUAUUAUGAAUUUGCUAAUAUGGUUUUUGACAGACCAGAUGAUAUUUAUCUUAUGCAAUUAAGAAUGGGAUUGUGUUAUGAAAGACAAAAGGAUUAUGAAAAAGCUAAUAAAGUAUUGUUAAAUGCUUGCCAAUCUUCACCAACGUCUAUCAGUUGGUUUCAUCUUGGAAUUUCUUUUUAUAAAUUGAAUCAAUUAAAAGAAGCCGAAUUAGCUUUGAUAGAAGCAAACAAGAUUGAUAAUUGCAACGCUGACAUUUGGGGAUAUUUAUGUUUGUUGAAUCUUUCUCUGAAAAGAUAUGACGAAUUUAUUUUAUGUUACAGACAAGCUAUCAAGUAUAAUCUUAAAAAUAAUGAAUUGUUGAAAGAAAUAAGAGAAUUUAUGAAAUUGUUGAAUUAUGAAGUCGAAGUUUUGCAAGUUAAAUAAAAUGAGAUGAAAGUAUGAAAUAGUCAAAAUUACAAAAAUUAGA